ACAUGUGCCCUAGUGCAAGAACCGAUUUUUGUGUUCGCACUUUCUCCCUCGAUACCAAUCCGCAGACAGCGCUACCGCGUAAAUUAAAAAUGGGAAGCAGCGCCGCCGCGAACGGCGUCGUAGACAAGGGCGUGGAUUUUGCCAACUAUUUCUGCACAUAUGGCUUCCUCUACCACCAGAAAGAGAUGCUCUGCGACCGCGUUCGGAUGGACGCCUACUACAACGCCGUUUUCGAGAACAAGCACCAUUUUAAGGGGAAGGUUGUGUUGGAUGUAGGAACGGGGAGCGGAAUUCUGGCUAUUUGGUCUGCACAAGCUGGUGCAAGGAAAGUCUACGCAGUAGAAGCCACAAAGAUGUCGGAACAUGCGCGUGAACUUAUCAAAGCUAACAAGCUCCAGGAUGUAGUUGAAGUGAUUGAGGGAUCGAUGGAGGACAUUGUCCUACCGGAAAAAGUUGAUGUAAUAAUUUCAGAAUGGAUGGGAUACUUUCUUUUACGUGAAUCAAUGUUGGACUCAGUACUCUGUGCGCGGGAUCGCUGGUUGAAGCCCGAUGGUGUCAUGUAUCCCAGCCAUGCCCGAAUCUGGAUGUCACCUAUCAGGUCAGGGUUGGUUGAUCAGAAAAUGAGAGAUUAUGAUGGAUCAAUGGCGGAUUGGUCUGGUUUUAUUAAGGAGACGGAAGCUUUUUAUGGCGUAGACAUGAGUGCACUAACAAAACCAUUUGAUGAAGAACAAAAGAAAUAUUAUUUGCAGACAUCACUCUGGAACAACCUUCAUCCAAACCAAAUUAUUGGUACACCUGUGAUUAUCAAGGAGAUUGACUGCUUGACAGUUACUGUUGAUGAUAUACGUGACGUUCGUGCAAGUAUUUCUUCAUCCAUCACAGAAGAAAAUGCAAGAUUAUGCGGCUUUGGUGGAUGGUUUGAUGUCCAUUUUCGAGGUAGCGAUAAGAGUCCUGCUCAAAAGGAGAUUGAGUUGACAACUGCCCCAGAUGAAGAUCUUGGCACGCAUUGGGGCCAGCAGGUGUUCCUACUGCAUCCUCCUCGUAAUGUUCAAUCUGGUGACGAGUUGAAAAUUCAUUUCUCAAUGACUCGCUCCAAGGUAAAUCACCGGUUGAUGGAAGUUGACCUGAGCUGUGAGAUUAAACAGUCAUCUGGAAAACCGGUUCCUACAAUACAAAAGAAGUUUUACAUCGAGUGAGCUGUAAGAUUAAACAGUCAGCUCCUCGUACAUCGAUAUGAUCUCACUCAGAUGUUCGUGGCUUAAAAUUUUGACGAGGUCCCUUUUCACCUUCCAUCUUCGGCUCUGUGAUAUGUUGCUGUUCCUGUAAGACUUUACUAAGGAGAUGCAGGAAGGGUAAGUGGUAUUGGACUCGAAAGGCUCAACGUACUGCACGUUCUACGGUGCGAGUUUGGCUGAUACUGGAACCACUUCGAGAGUAAAACGGUAUGAGUCUGAUUUCACGAAAUAGUCGUAUGUAGCAUCUCCCAAGUAAAAGGGGCGCUUUUUGCCUCUCUAUUUAAACAAUUGUUAUCUGUCCAAAUGAGCCAUUUUCUGUUGUUACUCGGACUUUUUGGUUAGUGUUAUUACUACAUGAAGACAUUUCACCUCAA
Salvia miltiorrhiza (redroot sage) is the source of this 1609-nucleotide messenger RNA. RefSeq names its product protein arginine N-methyltransferase PRMT10. The record is from RefSeq and is a predicted model, not a curated record. The transcript is spliced from 7 exons. Gene Ontology annotation, biological process: peptidyl-arginine methylation. Gene Ontology annotation, cellular component: nucleus. NCBI's taxonomy places the organism in Eukaryota, Viridiplantae, Streptophyta, Magnoliopsida, Lamiales, Lamiaceae. Bases 3 to 1196 code for a protein of 397 amino acids. Gene Ontology annotation, molecular function: protein-arginine N-methyltransferase activity.